Molecule: messenger RNA, 1877 nt
Organism: Mugil cephalus (flathead mullet)
Lineage: Eukaryota; Metazoa; Chordata; Actinopteri; Mugiliformes; Mugilidae
Exons: 3
Coding region: 491-1102 (203 amino acids)
Biological process (GO): regulation of transcription by RNA polymerase II
Cellular component (GO): nucleus; transcription regulator complex
Molecular function (GO): sequence-specific DNA binding
Source: RefSeq, a predicted model, not a curated record
CUCACCUCGGUACAGUGUUGUCCUCGAAAUGGCUAAGAGAAAGUGUUUUCUCGGAUGCAAACACUCAUUAUCUGUGCAUGGACGUCCCAGAGAAGACGGAUUAAGGCAGCAAUGGGAAGAUUUUAGUUUUCUGAGGAGCAAGUAACUCUUUCGCCGCUCGUGUGCUCUCGGCAUUUCACGAAUAGCAGUUUCCUAAACAAAUCUCAGUCCGACGCUGGGUUUGCGAAAAAGCUAAUCCUGAGGGCAACUGCUAUCCCGUCUUUACACGGCGGUGAGGACGACACCGCACCACACCCUGUCAGGGACUUGUCUGGUUUACCUCUGCGGUGAAAGAAUUGGCUCAGUAUAAAUAGAAGCAGCGCGUGUCUUCGUUACGACUAUUAUGUUAGAGACUCUAUUAUAAUAAGGACCUAGUAAAGUGAAAGCGAGUCAGUGGUGGUCCACCGGAAAGGGCGGGGCUUCGACUCUCCUUCAUUUCGUAACUUCCGCUAUGGGUCGUCGCUGUGUUUUUGGUUGUUCCAACUUCCGUAAUCUUUUCCCCUUUCCUCUUAACCCCUGGUUAAGAAGAAAAUGGCUGGAAUUCACACAUUUCGAAGAAGGGGGACUUUGUACAAACUCACGGCUAUGCGACAGGCAUUUUUCAGAGGACGCUUUCGACAAUUUGGCCAUGUACACUGCAGGGAUGGCUAGCUACCUUGUGCUUACAGAAAACGCGAUCCCUUCUCUGUACACUGUUGGCGCAUCUCCUCCUACUGUAGCCAGUGGUGGAGGCUUUUGCUCCGUGUUGCCGUCUGUACGACACGUGGCCUCCCAGACUGAUCCUCCAGAGACAAAACCAGAGACGGCGCCACAGACGAGAACCGUCGGCACACAGCUAUCGAUAAAAACUCUACAGAAUGCCUUCAGAAGUACAGCUACUCAGGCGAAAGUGCCCAGCAGAGAUUGCGGUGUCUGCACCCUCACCUUUCCCCUGGACAGUCCCAUACUCUUCCUACAACCAACCAUAGUAAAGAGACCGUCCAAGAGACCCCGACUCAGCCUUAAAGAAGAGGAGGAAGACCCCUCAGAAAGCAGCCUGACCGUGGUGGAGAAUUCAACGUGACUCUGAAGACGUGACGACUGUCAUGGGAUAUAGCAGUUGUGUCUUUCUUUUACUUUUUCCAGAGGUCUCUUCACUCAGCAGAGUUGAUGAAUCACAGCGCACCAGAACAAAAGAGGGCACAAAACGUGAGGGUUCGGGCUAAAACGAGUGCCAAGAAACAGAAUGACCCACUACAAGGUGUCUGCACCGAAUCAUUCAUGCUUCGUGAUGGACUUACUGGUAACGAGCUGAACUCAUUUGCGUCUACAUUUUCACAAUACUCUACUUUUACUACGUCUGAUGCAUAAAGCAGUGCACACACAGAAAUCACCAGAAAAGAGAGGGCGUGUUGCUCCUCAGAAGGCACUGAACCCCCGGCUGCAAAAUUGAAACUAUUUUAAUCACAGAAGCCUAGUUCUUUGAGGCAACUCAUUCCUUUGUCCUUUAUUACAUUUGUGUUGUUCUUUUGAAAUUUGACAGAGAAAAUAUGUUUAAUAACCACAAAACCAGAACCACAUUUUAAAAAUGUGUUAAGUGUUUCAAGCAGUUUCACUCAGAGAAGUUAAUUUUAUAAGAAAAGGUAAACGUGCUCACGUUGUGGCUGCAGAGCAAAGGCCUCAGGAAAGUUCUCAUUUCACAUUUCACUGGUUCACUUUUGUAAAGUCGGCUCCUGUUACGAGGAGAGUGGCAUCAAUAGCAGGUCAGCAAUUACUUGGUUGUUGUUUUUUUUAUGGAAAAUAUGAAAAAUGCAGGUCUGGUAGAUGUGUUGUAAUAAAACACAGUCUUGUUAGUUCUA